This is a messenger RNA of Emericellopsis cladophorae, 2280 nucleotides long. RefSeq names its product Choline kinase-like protein. Gene Ontology annotation, cellular component: cytoplasm. The record is from RefSeq and is a predicted model, not a curated record. Bases 1 to 2280 code for a protein of 759 amino acids. NCBI's taxonomy places the organism in Eukaryota, Fungi, Ascomycota, Sordariomycetes, Hypocreales, Bionectriaceae. Gene Ontology annotation, molecular function: choline kinase activity; ethanolamine kinase activity. The transcript is spliced from 3 exons. Gene Ontology annotation, biological process: phosphatidylethanolamine biosynthetic process; phosphatidylcholine biosynthetic process.
AUGUCUGCUUCUAGCAGCCUCGGCGGGGCAAGUGGCCAGCAGCCCUUGCGGUCAGCCAUGAAGCCUGAGAACGAUAGCGAAAGGACACCACCAGCCAGUGGCACUCUCAAAGCUGUCCAGAUAGAAGAGCCAACCCCUGAGCCGUCGCUCAUAGACGAUGACAAUCCCACUCAUCGACAGUUCCGCGCUAGUCACAGUCGCAAGUUGAGUGGCCGAUCACAGCCAUCGCAAGUCCCUCAAUCAUCCAAGUCAUCCACGCGCGACGACGCCUCGCCGUCAUGGCGCCCUGGAGAUGAGCCCCUGAGUGGUAACGCACCACAGGAGCACGAUCAUAGCCAUCGACACAAGUACUACAGCGAGAAGCUGCUGUCUCAAGUGAGCGACUGGAUAGAGAGGGAACGGCUGCGUAUGUCGGUGCGGAAGCAUAGAUCUCGAGGAAGCAGGCGCAAGUCGGCCUCGCCUAGUACAGUGGACGAUGACUCGGCAAAAGCAACGCCCAGCGGCCGCGAAAGAUCCGACUCCAUCGACUCCCAGUCCAGUGAUGUUUCCUUGGACAAGCUUCAGAGAAUACUAGACGACUCCAUGGCUGCCAUGGGUCUGGGCUCUAUUUCUCGUGAUGCGCCCAAGAUUCCCCGGCCGCGACACAGGAAGCGUCGGUCAUCUUUGCAGCGCACGGCCUCGUCUGAUACCGACUAUGUGGAUGGAGAUGCCAUUGUACCAGAUUGCGACGUCUGGCUUGACAACUCCAAGACGAUGGCUUACAGCACAAGCACAGUGAACCUGCUCGAUACGGAAGAUGCCAAGUCGAGGCGAGAUCACGAAUGUUGGAUCACCUUCAAGAACGAGAUCAUCCGCACAGCCCAUACUUUGCGACUCAAAGGCUGGCGCAGGGUUCCCUUGGAUUCCGGCGAGGGCAUUGAUGUCCAGCGUCUCAGCGGCGCCCUCACCAAUGCAGUCUACGUCGUCACGCCCCCAACGGAGCUCCAAGACGACGAGCAGAGCAAGAAGAAGCCGGCGAAACUCCUCCUUCGAAUUUACGGCCCGCAAGCCGACAACCUCAUCGAUCGAGAGAAUGAGCUCAAAGUAUUGCAGCGUUUGGCGCGGAAGAAGAUUGGGCCUCGUUUGCUUGGCACCUUCCAGAACGGUCGUUUCGAGCAGUAUUUCAACGCGUCUCCCCUAACACCUGCCGACCUGCGCGAUCCCGACGUAUCCAAGCAGAUUGCCAAGCGCAUGCGCGAGCUCCACGAUGGCGUUGAAGUGUUGGAUAGCGAACGGGAGGCUGGGCCUGCUGUCUGGAAGAACUGGAACUGCUGGCUGGACAAUGUAGCGAGGAUUGUCACCUACCUGGACAAGCAGUACGAGGAGACGAUCGGAGAGGAUUCGCGCAGAAACUCAGUCGUGCACAAUUGGAAGACGAGUGGAUACGUCUUGGGUUUGCCGUGGGCGCAAUUCUUGGCCGUGGCCAACAAGUACCGGGAAUGGCUUGUCCAACAGUACGGAGAUGCGAAGAGCCUCAACGACGGGCUCAUCUUUGCCCACAAUGAUACCCAAUACGGCAACAUUCUCCGCUUCCAACCCGACGACGAAAAAUCGCCUCUCCUGCAACCUGCCAACAAACACAAGCAGCUUAUCGUUAUCGACUUUGAAUACGCUGCCGCCAGUCGUCCGGGUCAGGAAUUUGCAAACCACUUCACGGAAUGGAUGUACAACUACCAUGACGCCAAGACCCCAUGGGCUUUGAACACUGCUGCUUAUCCCAAGCCCGAAGAGCAACGUCGCUUCCUGAAAGCGUACAUUGACCAUCGCUCACAGUUCCCUCUCGCCGGCUCGACACCCAAGCUCCGCCCCCAAGAUGCCGGCACAGGCGCGUCAACUCCUCAGACACCACCCACACUGACAUCUGCGCCAUCUUCGAGUUCCAUCGUUGAUUUCAUGUUGGACUCGCGCGCGCCUCCGGGAGGAUGGAGUGCUGCCGAGCGUGCACGUGAAGAGCGUACCGACCAGCAAGUCCGUGCCCUCCUUGAGGAGACUCGACUGUGGCGUCCCGCCAACAGUCUGUUUUGGGCCGCCUGGGGCUGCGUGCAAGCCAAGGUGCCUGGCUUGGAGACGGGCGAGCCACUGGGCACAGACGCAGAGGAGGACGCGGACGAGUUCGACUACCUGAGCUACUCGCAAGACCGAGCCUUGUUCUUCUGGGGUGAUCUUGUGCAGCUUGGUCUUGUUCAAAGGGAGGAAUUACCAGAGCCCUUGCGAUCGAGGAUCAAGCUUGUGGAGCUUUAG